Messenger RNA from Tigriopus californicus, 1859 nucleotides. Its product is annotated as thyrotroph embryonic factor-like. Gene Ontology annotation, biological process: regulation of transcription by RNA polymerase II. Gene Ontology annotation, cellular component: nucleus. Bases 561 to 1700 code for a protein of 379 amino acids. The transcript is spliced from 2 exons. Gene Ontology annotation, molecular function: DNA-binding transcription factor activity, RNA polymerase II-specific; RNA polymerase II cis-regulatory region sequence-specific DNA binding. NCBI's taxonomy places the organism in Eukaryota, Metazoa, Arthropoda, Copepoda, Harpacticoida, Harpacticidae. The record is from RefSeq and is a predicted model, not a curated record.
GCUUCUCUUGGAGAGCAACAAUACACAUAGCGACUCGCCAGUGGCUUGUCGCUCCAUCUGUCAGACUGCCUGGCCUCCAUCAACCAAGCGAAGAGCCUGAGCUGUAACAAUCGACGAGAAAACGGGGCCUUCUGCCGGAGCAAGUUGCGCUCUCCAGGACCAACCGCACACUCACGUCCUUAUCUCUCUCUGCCUCUCUCCUUGCUCGUCAUACCGCGGGAAGGACUUUUUUCUCUUUGACUCAAGCUAGUGGGGCCAUGGUUUUGGCUGAAUUCUAUUACUUUAGAGCUUCUCGAGGUAACUUGGAAUGCACAUGUAUAAGGUGGCGUGACGAAAAGUUGGAAGAUUUAACGUUUAAAAUCGAGGAGAAAAAAAACCGAUUUGGUGUUCGAAGAUGACUCUCGAGUCUUUUAAGUUAUCAACAACCAGUUUCAUGGUGGAAGUCACUACGUACAAGAAGACUGGAACCGUGCCAUGAGGAAGUGAACACAUAACGUCAAGUCACUUUGUGCUGAACAAUUACCCUUGUUCCAUCCCGAUAAGAUACUCACUCGGGCAAUAUGUUCAAUUCAAGUCAACAUCCAUAUGCGAAUAACCAGGAUUGCCAUCCCGAGCCGAAUCAGCUUCAAGCUAACUACAAUGGGAUCAAUCAAAAUUUUCCCAAUGAGCUAUAUGCAUCGAUCUCACAAGGAUUCAACUCAAUGACAAACCGGUGGCACCAAAAUGAAUCUCCAAGCAUGCCCAUGAAACAGGAGAUUCGAGAUCUUUACGGAACCCAAGUGACAAAAGAUUUCAAUUCAGAUUGCUUUCAACUUCAAGGGCACCAGAAAUGGACCUCGAGUCUAUUUGGUCGAUUGCCAUCCAACACCUACGCUUCAAGUUGGAGCCAACAGUCACACCAACAGGAGCAAGAUCAGCCUCAAGAUCAGCCUCAACUUCACACUCACUAUUCUCAACAGAAGCAUCCCCAAUGGAACAGCAAGCUCAACAAGAGUCUCCCUCUGAACAAUGAUCCGACCUCUACACCUUUAUCGUCCAUUUCCUCCUCAUCGAUGACAUCGUCUAGCAACCGUGGAGAGAUCUCUGUCCCUUCCUUCAAUGACGAAAACAUAAUCUCAAGUGAAGAUCUUUUCAAAUCUACAAAGCUGGAUAGGCCAGAUCUGAUUGGUCUACCAUCGUCAACUGGUUUACAUAAUGCUUUGAAAGACCAUAGAUCUAAACCGAGUAGGGACUCCUCGGAAUCAAACCCGUCUUCCUCGCCAAGGAUAUCUUCGCCAAAGACGCAAGCAAUUUAUUCUUCUGAAAUCGAUUCAGACUCUCUUGGAUCAGAACUGCAUUUCUCCAAGGCUAAUUUGGCCUUGGCCACGGUUCCAGGCAUGGACUUCAACCCAGAGUCCAGGGUCUUUUCUCAAGACGAGCUCAGACCUCAACCCAUCAUUCGCAAACGGAAAAAGCAUUUCGUGUCCGAUGAAAAUAAGGAUGAUAAGUAUUGGUCACGUCGGAUCAAAAACAACAUCGCGGCCAGACGUUCCCGAGAAGCUCGGAGGCUCAAAGAAAAUCAGAUAGCAUUACGAGCAGCGUUCUUGGAAAGCGAGAACAAGAACCUUCGUCAAAAAUUUCAAGUCGCUUUACACGAUAAUUUUGAAAUCGAAAAAGAAGUCAGUGACUUGACGGACCAAUUAAAGAAGUUUGAAACAUAACUUGUUGAAGCAUUGUUGCAGUCCUUGGAAAUUGAUUCAUGUCACUCUCUGGUUGUUGUCUAUACUUGAUUGUUGAAUUUGUGUAAAGAUUAAAGAUGUUUGUCCAAUUCGUCCAAUAUAUCAACCAAUCGAACAAUGAAAAACAAGCUAGUGUAGUAC